Molecule: messenger RNA, 2288 nt
Organism: Jaculus jaculus (lesser Egyptian jerboa)
Lineage: Eukaryota; Metazoa; Chordata; Mammalia; Rodentia; Dipodidae
Gene: Qrsl1
Product: glutaminyl-tRNA amidotransferase subunit QRSL1
Exons: 11
Coding region: 16-1893 (625 amino acids)
Biological process (GO): mitochondrial translation; glutaminyl-tRNAGln biosynthesis via transamidation
Cellular component (GO): mitochondrion; glutamyl-tRNA(Gln) amidotransferase complex
Molecular function (GO): glutaminyl-tRNA synthase (glutamine-hydrolyzing) activity
Source: RefSeq, a predicted model, not a curated record
UGAAAAGAAAAAACAAUGACAAGCCGUGGGCUGGACCAGCAAUCUCAAGGCCAAGUAAGAAGCUUCGGGGUUCCCGUCUCCGCCCGGCCCACGGUCUCCUUGCCUGUCAGCGCGCCUUGCCGCUGGGGAGGCUGUGCAGCGCCAGCCAAUCGUGUGCCAGGAUCUUUGCCUCGGUCUGAAAUUCGACCUAUCGAAACGCUCGGUGUUGAAGCCCUCGCUGACGGCCCAAGAUGGCUGCGCCCAUGUAAUGCCGGGGCCGACGUUGACCUCUCUGCUCACCAAUCGCCUGGCCCCGGUGUCGACCGGCUGAACACGAGCAUUAUGCUGGGCCGGACUCUCCGAGAAGUUUCUGCAGCACUGAAACACGGGCAGAUUACACCAACAGAGCUCUGUCAGAAAUGCCUCUCUCUCAUCAAGAAAACCAAGUUUCUAAAUGCUUACAUUACUGUAUCAGAAGAAGUGGCCUUGAAGCAAGCUGAAGAAUCAGAGAAAAGAUACAAGCAAGGUCAGUCACUUGGAGAUUUAGAUGGAAUUCCUGUUGCAGUAAAAGACAACUUUAGCACAUCCGGCAUCGAGACAACAUGUGCAUCAAAUAUGCUAAAAGGUUACAUACCUCCUUACAAUGCUACUGUAGUUCAGAAGCUGUUGGAUCAAGGAGCUCUCCUCAUGGGAAAAACAAAUUUAGAUGAGUUUGCCAUGGGAUCUGGAAGCACAGAUGGUGUUUUUGGAGCAGUUAAAAACCCUUGGAGUUACUCAAAACAACACAGAGAAAAGAGGCCACUGAAGCCCUGUGGUGACGGUGACGGUGACGAGGAUUCAAGCUGGCUGAUAGCUGGAGGAAGCUCAGGCGGGAGUGCAGCAGCCGUGGCAGCGCUCACGUGCUUUGCGGCUCUAGGGUCAGAUACUGGAGGAUCCACCAGAAAUCCUGCUGCCCACUGUGGACUUGUUGGCUUCAAACCAAGCUAUGGCUUAGUUUCCCGUCAUGGCCUCAUUCCCUUGGUGAAUUCGAUGGAUGUGCCAGGAAUCUUAACCAGAUGUGUGGAUGACACAGCAAUCGUGUUGGGAAUACUAGCUGGACAUGACCCCAAAGAUUCUACCACAGUACAAGAUCCUGUUAAACCAUUUGUGCUUCCCAAUUUGACAGAUGUGAGCAAGCUGUGUAUAGGAAUUCCAAAGGAGUAUCUUGUACCAGAAUUAUCAGGUGAAGUGCGGUCUCUCUGGUCCCAAGCUGCUGACCUCUUUGAGUCUCAGGGAGCCAAAGUGAUUGAAGUAUCCCUGCCACACACCCUUUAUUCAAUUGUCUGCUACCAUGUGCUGUGCACGUCGGAAGUAGCAUCAAAUAUGGCAAGAUUUGAUGGGCUACAGUAUGGUCACAGGUCUGCUAUCUCCGUGUCCACCGAAGCCAUGUAUGCUGCUACCAGACGGGAAGGCUUCAAUGAUGUUGUGAGAGGAAGAAUUCUCUCAGGAAACUUUUUCUUACUAAAAGAAAACUAUGAGAAUUAUUUCAUCAAAGCACAGAAGGUACGGCGCCUCAUUGUGAAUGACUUCUUGAAUGUUUUCAACUCCGGAGUGGAUGUGCUGCUGACCCCGACAACCCUGAGUGAGGCUGUGCCGUAUGCAGAGUUCAUCAAAGAGGACAACAGAACACGAAGUGCCCAGGAUGACAUCUUCACACAAGCUGUAAAUAUGGCAGAUCUGGACCGUAGUGAUGCCGUCUCUGCACCGCGCAGGAACCCAACGGAGUGCGCAAGGAGUGCGCAAAUGUCUUUUCCCGCAGCUGGCGCGGGGACUGCCGUGGCCCAUUACGCUGGUUGUUGGUUACCACAGCGAGCUCCUCCGCCUCCGCCCAGCCCAGAUCCAAGCCCAAAUAACACACGAGUAAGACGCACAUAAAAUAAAACAAGCAAACCAGAACAUCAGGAAGGGGGAAAAAGAGAACCCGUGGGCAUCUGCAUCCCAACCGAUGUGCAGACCACAACAGAGGAAGCCAACAAACACGGACAGUGCUCCGUGCGUCACCCUUCGAAGGUGGCCGCUUCUCGGUCCUGGGAAACAAAGACAAAGAGACAGCUGAAGUGCCACCUUUGAAAAAGGAUCAGUAUCUACAAAGAGGAUUUAAAUGAGCACAUGAAGGAAGUAAGGAAGCCAAUUAGUGACCUGGGGGGGGGGGGGGAAUCACAAAAUCAACUCAGGACCUAAGUGAAAGUUACCAUAGUGGAAGUGGAUGACAUAAUCAGCAAUUUGGAGGAAAAAUAUAAAAACAUGCACGAACUAGCUGGGCGUGGUGG